AUGGUGGCGCUGCUCUCGUUCUGCUCCUUCCUCGCGCCCGUCUCCAGCACGUCGGUACUGGCGGCCACGCCCGAGGUCGCGCGCGAGUAUGCCACCGACGGCACGGUCGUCAAUGUCGUCAACGCCGUGUACAUGCUCAUGAUGGGCCUCAGCCCGGUCGUUUGGGGCCCCAUGAGCGAGGUCUAUGGCCGUCGCAGGGUAAAUCAAGUCACGGCCGUGUUGUUUUGCGGGUGUAGUAUCGGGACCGCGCUCGCGCCGAACCUGGCCGCCUUCUUCGUCUUUCGGGUGCUGACGGCGUUUGAGGGGACGGCGUUCAUCCUGGUUGGGUCGGCUUGCAUUGGCGACAUCUACCGGCCCACCGAACGCGCCACCGCCCUGGGCUGGUUCCUCUCGGGGACGCUUAUCGGGCCCGCCCUGGGACCCUUCAUCGGCGGCAUCAUCGUCACCUACACGUCCUGGCGCGUGAUCUUCUGGCUGCAGACGGGGCUGUCGGGCCUCGCCGCGCUGUUCACCUUCACCCCGCUGCUCCCCGAGACCAUCUACCACCGCAAGGUCGACGACCUAGAGGGUUACUCGCCGCGGCAGAAGCUCACCGUCCUCUGGCGCAUGGUCAACCCGGUGCGGGUGCUGCGCCUGUUCGUGUAUCCGAACCUCAUCGCCGCCAGCCUGGCCUCGUCCGCCGUCAUCUGGAACAUGUACUCGCUGCUCACGCCGAUCCGGUACGUGCUGAACCCGCGGUUCGACCUGACGACGCCGAUGCAGUCGGGCCUGUUCUACCUCGCCCCGGGCACCGGCUACCUCGUCGGGACGCUGGUGGGCGGCCGCUAUGCCGACCACGUCGUGAAGCGCUGGAUCCGGAGGCGCGACGGCGUGAGAGUGCCCGAGGACAGGCUGCGGUCGGCCCUGCCGUUCAUGGGCGUCGUCAUCCCCGCGUGCGUGCUCAUCUAUGGCUGGGGCAUCGAGAAAGAGGCCGGCGGCAUCCCGCUGGCCGUCGUGACGCUGUUUGUGCAGGGCGUGGCGCAGCUGUUUUGCUUCCCCAGCCUGAACACGUACUGCCUGGACGUGAUGCAGGGCCGCGGCGCCGAGGUCAUCGCGGGGAACUACUUUGUGCGCUACCUCUUUGCGUGUGCCGCCACGGCCUGCGUGCUGCCCGCUGUCGAGGCGAUUGGCGUCGGCUGGUUCUCGACCAUCACGGCGCUGUUCCUGAUUGUCAGUACGGCCGCGACGCAAGCGACCAUCUGGUGGGGGAAGGGCUGGCGGGAAAGGGUGGACCGAUGGCGCAGGGCGAGGAGACUGGCCGAGCAGACUGUCGCGAGGAAGGAACUCGGCUGCAGGGCCAACGGGGCAUAA
This is a messenger RNA of Chaetomium strumarium, 1350 nucleotides long. Its product is annotated as major facilitator superfamily domain-containing protein. The coding region runs from base 1 to 1350 and encodes 449 amino acids. Gene Ontology annotation, cellular component: plasma membrane. Gene Ontology annotation, molecular function: transmembrane transporter activity. Gene Ontology annotation, biological process: transmembrane transport. Lineage: Eukaryota; Fungi; Ascomycota; Sordariomycetes; Sordariales; Chaetomiaceae. The transcript has 3 exons. The record is from RefSeq and is a predicted model, not a curated record.